Molecule: messenger RNA, 1302 nt
Organism: Epithele typhae
Lineage: Eukaryota; Fungi; Basidiomycota; Agaricomycetes; Polyporales; Epitheliaceae
Exons: 3
Coding region: 1-1302 (433 amino acids)
Source: RefSeq, a predicted model, not a curated record
AUGUCAGCCAUCGACCCGACACGGCCACCCCCCCGGGUUCCUCCAGAGAUCUCGGACAACAUCCUACGAUGCCUCAAUCCAUCACCUUACAAGGACAGAAAGACACUCCUCCAUUGCAUGCUCGUCUCCCACAACUGGCUCCCCGCAAGCAGAUAUGUCCUCUGCUCCGACCCCUACAUUCCAUCGUUGGAGCAAGCCCAUCUAUUUCUCACCCGUGUCGUUCAGGUUGCCCCGCUUUCCACCGCUCCCCUCCGAAGACUUUCCAUCGAUGUACUGGAUACCAAGGGUCACUCUCCGUCUUUGGGAGCCGUGCUCGCUUCUUUGGCGAUCCACGCACCCAACCUUGAAGACCUCAAGCUCCACCACAUCACAUCCGAAACUUCCACAAUCCCGCCUCGGUCCUUACUAUCUAUCUCUAAUCUCACAAAACUCGUGAGACUAGAAUUAUGCCAGUGCACGUUCCGCUCAUUCUCAAUUCUUCGGCGUACACUUGCCGCGCUCCCUCAUCUGCGCGAUCUUGCCACACGUCGGGUUAAAUUCCCUAUAUCGCCCAACGACACCAUGGUCAAAUCGUAUACAAGCCCCAGGCCGGAUCUGCUCAGCGUCUCGCUCCUAAACACGAGCUCAAAAAGGGAGCGAGAUCACCUUGAUGUCCUGCUACACUUCCUCGCAAACACCUCAUCCUGUGCCUCACUCAAUGAGCUCACUGUCAAGAGGGGGUGGGCAUAUGGACCGACAUCAAGUCUGUUCAGAGCCUCCCUCGCACGUUUGCUGUUGGCGGUGGAUGUCUUCGAAUUCGAUGAUGAAUCCGAUCCCCGCGAAGCACUGUCCUUCCUGUCGAGUUUGCGGAACGUGAGAAAACUCAGCCUCCGGUUCUUCCAUGCUACAGCAGGAACUGUACUCGAGAUCGUGCACGGCUUGGUGCAAGGAAACAGCCCCAACCUCGUUGAUUUCACGCUCACUGUCCCCCUCGACGCUCUCACCCUUGCAACGGAGACGGACCUCAUCGAGCUCGCCAACCUCACCUCCCGCAGGCCUUUCUCCACUGUGAAGAAUGCGAGAAUUCGCCUGCACACGUACAAAUACUACGAUCUAGAUAUAUCUGGAGCGCAAGCAUUGGAAGUUAUGGCUAGGAUGUGGCCUCUCAUCAGUCAAGACGCACAAGUAGACUUGACUCUAUUCUACUCCAUCUUCAGUGGGGACGUCUGGGAGUGGAACCCUGAAGUCAAGCGAGGAACAUCGUUCUGGGAAGGAGGGAAGACGUGGGAUCGUGGAACCAAAACCUGGAAACAGUGCAAGUGA